CGCCGCGGCCAUUGUGGGCCGCUGUCUCCUGCGGACCCGGCGGCCCGGACAGCGGACGACCCGGGGAUCGGAGUCCCUGCCCCAGCCCCGGCCCCGGCCCGGUGGACAGGUUCCCAAAAUAGGUUUGAAGAAAACGAGUGGGGGAAAAUGACCCACUGGUUUCAUCGGAACCCACUGAAGGCCACUGCACCGGUCUCAUUUAACUACUAUGGAGUAGCUUCAAGCCCUGCUGCUGCAAAGAUUUGCAAUGAUCUCAGAUCAUCUAGGACACGGCUGCUUGAACUUUUUGUUGAUUCAACCUGUAAUUCAGAAAUGAUGAAGAAUGCAACAGAUUCGUAUUUUUCACUUUUACAAGGCUUCAUAAAUUCAUUGGAUGAGUCUACUCAAGAAAGCAAGUUAAGAUAUAUUCAAAACUUUAAGUGGACUGAUACAUUACAAGGACAUGUUCCAAGUGCCCAGCAAGAUGCUGUUUUUGAAUUGAUUUCCAUGGGUUUUAAUGUAGCAUUAUGGUAUACCAAAUAUGCAUCACGAUUGGCUGGAAAAGAAAACAUAACAGAAGAUGAAGCAAAAGAAGUUCAUAGAAGCCUGAAAACUGCAGCUGGAAUUUUUAAACAUUUAAAGGAAAACCAGAUCCCCAAACUCAUUACACCUGCAGAAAAGGGAAGAGAUUUAGAGGCUCGACUGAUUGAUGCCUACAUCAUCCAGUGCCAAGCUGAAGCUCAAGAAGUAACAAUUGCUCGAGCAAUAGAACUGAAGCACAAUUCUGGCCUAAUUGCUGCGUUAGCCUACGAAACCUCAAAUUUCUAUCAAAGAGCUGAUCACACUUUAUCUAGUUUGGAGCCUAUGUACACUGCUAAAUGGAGGAAAUACCUUCACUUGAAGAUGUGUUUCUACACUGCUUAUGCAUACUGCUAUCACGGUCAGACUUUAUUGGCAAGUGAUAAAUGUGGUGAAGCGAUCAGGUCUCUUCAGGAAUCAGAAAAAUUUUACACCAAGGCCGAAGCACUUUGUAAAGAGUACGGAGAAACCAAAGGGCCUGGAACCACAGCCAAACCUUCAGGUCACCUGUUCUUUAGGAAACUUGGAAGCCUGGUGAAGAACACCCUUGAAAAAUGUCAGAGAGAAAAUGGAUUUAUUUACUUUCAGAAGGUCCCAGCAGAGGCUCCUCAGCUGGAACUCAAAGCUAACUAUGGACUUGUAGAACCUGUACCUUUCGAAUUUCCUCCUGUAAAUGCACACUGGACCCCAGAAACACUAGCUGCUUUCGAUCUCACCAAAAGACCAAAGGAUGAUAGUGCCAAGCCCAAACCAGAAGAAGAAGUGAAACCUGUGAAAGAACCAGAUAUCAAACAUCAAAAGGACAGUGGGUGCCACAUCUCCUAAGUCACUUGAAAUACUUUUAAUUCUUUCAAAGUGUGAUUUGGAAACUCUGGGGCUUUAAUUCCUAGCUCUUUUUCAGAUUCCUCUGGAGACGAAAGAAUCCUUCACUAAUAACAGGAGUCUUUUGCAGACUGUUGAUAACGAGUGGGAAAAUUUAGGAUUUCUUUAGAAAGGGAAAAAAAAACUUGUCUUACUCUUUUCUUGAGUUUAAUCAGAAUAACAGAGGAGGAUUUAAUGCCUUUAUUGUGCCUCUAGGGUUUUUUGUUUGUUUCAAAUCCAAGUCAUUGUUCUAGGUUUCAGGUUAAUAUCUUUUUGUUGUUGUUGUUAAAUAGUAAUUCACAGAUUUUAUAGUUGGGUUUCUCAUUGCCACCAUUUUCCAGGGCUCUAUCAAAAGCCCUCCUCUGAAUUCAUGUGUAAACUCUUAAUUUGGUCAUUGUUGGCACCGAAAUUUGAGAAUUGAACAACAUUUAACUCAGAAUCUGUAUCAACUAUUGACAAAAAACCAGGGAGCUGUCCUAUUCUUCUAUUUUAUGAUUUAGGUUUGUUGCACUCCAUGCCCCAGUGGGAACAGUACUGACAAGGACAAGAGAGUGUAGGUGGCACUUCACAAACCACUAGUAUGAUAUUCCUCUGGGCAGGGUCUCAAUAUUGAAGUUUCAGGAAUGAGGCUCAUCCAGUAUAUUGCUGAGUGGAAACUCCAUCAGAUUAAGCUAUGCUUGCUUCAGAGUUGUGUUUUCAUGCCAGGAUUUUCAAGUCCUCUUAAAUUGUAAUCAUCAGAUGAACCAUAGUAUUACCUCCCUAAUGCAUUCCUACUUUGGACAGCCGCUAAGAGUCAGCUGUCUAAUUUUCUUUGUAAAUUGCUAUAUCAUCACCUUUCGUGUUGCAGUUGUUAAGUGAAACUCUUCAGCUUUAGGACUUUUGUUUUUUGGACUGACCAUCUUGCAAAUAUUUUGUCAAAUUUAAUGGGCUUUUUUGCUGAAAUCCAAAUUUGACUAUCUUAUGUAUUUCCCAGUCUUGAAAAAAUCAUUUGCUUGACUGAAAUGUAGUAAAGUCAUUUAUUAAAUAUUAAUCACACAUGUACCAUUGACAUUAACAAUCAAGCACGACUCUAAAAUUGACUACUCUCUGCAUACAUACCUUUCUUUGCUGUGCUGAACAAAAUUCAGCCCAACUAUUAAAUAUGUUUUGUCAUCUCCUAUCUGAAUUAUAGGUUUGAAUAUAUCCAUUGUUUUAUGUAGCCCAUCUUUGUUGAGAUUAUGGAACUAGUAAUCUGGGCAAACUUCAGAAGUGAUGGACGACUAUAGCUAGAAUAUUCCCGUAUAGAAAGUAGUCUCGACAUAAUUUUGACAAAAGUGAAGAGAUUGCAUGAAGAUAUUCUUAAAGGAUAGCAACAUAGGUUGUUUUUAGUGUUCGCUGCAUCGAACAUAUAGUUUUAAAAAUGUCAGAAUAUUUAUAAUGUCACAUUAUUUAUGCUUUGUCAUUUCUGUAAUUAUCUUUUAUUAGACAGCACAGAUAAUGUCAUGCUUACCAGAGCUUUGAUUUCUAUUUCAUAAUGACUAUUCAUAUUAAUAAGCUAGUAAUAAACAAAAUCAUGAUUCCUCCUAGAAAAUUAUUUAAAAGUCAUAUACAUUUUAAUUUUGUCACUUGUUCCAUGCUGUAAAUCUUAUGAAAUCAGUGUAGUUAUUUAACUCCUUAUUCUUUCUAGAAAAUUGUUCAAAAGUCCACAUUUUAAUUUUAUUAUGUUCAGUGCUGUAGAUUUCAUGAAAUACAUUUAACUCCUAUUUAAUACUCUAACAUAUUUAAUGCCCAUUUCUGCCUUUGAAUACUGUUUAGUUAGCUUCCGGCUUCCUAUGCAGGUAGCAUUUGGCCUGGACUGGAUCUAAAGUUACUAUUUAGCUUAUCUGUUAUGAUGCAAUAGCCUGUGCAUAUGAUAAGCAAAAAAAAUCACUGUACAACAGUGUGCAGAAAACUUUGCACUUUACAAACUUAAUAUUGUGUUUUCCAUUGCUAUGUAAAAGUGACUGUAAAUAUUCCUUCUUUUUUGUUCUGAUUGCAGUAGGAUACUAGUAAGUUUUAAUAGGAAAUACUUCAUUUAUUUUUCACUGUUUAUGCAUAAAAUAAACUGAUAAUGUCACUUUGGA
This is a messenger RNA of Ornithorhynchus anatinus (platypus), 3521 nucleotides long. RefSeq names its product BRO1 domain and CAAX motif containing (gene BROX). The coding region runs from base 148 to 1383 and encodes 411 amino acids. The transcript is spliced from 13 exons. Lineage: Eukaryota; Metazoa; Chordata; Mammalia; Monotremata; Ornithorhynchidae. The record is from RefSeq and is a predicted model, not a curated record.